Messenger RNA from Annulohypoxylon truncatum, 2408 nucleotides. RefSeq names its product FAD dependent oxidoreductase. Gene Ontology annotation, cellular component: cytoplasm. The record is from RefSeq and is a predicted model, not a curated record. The transcript is spliced from 2 exons. NCBI's taxonomy places the organism in Eukaryota, Fungi, Ascomycota, Sordariomycetes, Xylariales, Hypoxylaceae. Gene Ontology annotation, molecular function: oxidoreductase activity. The coding region runs from base 478 to 1866 and encodes 462 amino acids.
GGCUACUGUAUCUUGCAUGGGCCAUAAUGUAGGUAUCAGCUAAAUAUUUCAAGCGACAAUCGUUUAGGCCGAGUCUGAACCCCUAUCUCUGUCGACAGUCGUAGCCCCUAUUCCACUAGCCACCACAGCCACAUAUCUUCGCCAGUAUCGAUAUUAUCAAUUCAUACUGUAAAAUCAUUCGAUCUCCAACUAGAGUGUCUCUUAUCUACAGCUACUCCGAUCACGCUCAAAUACGAGUGAUUAUAUGCCGAUACGUAGUAAUUCGAUGGUCUUAUCUCAUUAGGAAUAGAGAACACUAGAGACAUCUAGUCUAUUUGGUACCUAGAAGACUAUGUAUUUAAGCCGCCAUACGUAACUUGCUAUUUUAAUCAGAUCGCUUAUUCCACUAAGGCGUCACGAAAUGGAUAUCGUGCCCUCUUGUCUAUCCGCGCCUUUGCCUUCAACAUAUUGAAUCAAAUCAUUUCUCACCUCGUAAACAUGGACAAACGCGCCGCGAUUCCCGUCGCCCUGCCAAGGGAAAACCCUACCCAGAGUUACUGGCAGCUUGAACCCGACGAGAUCGCCGACUUGCGCUUGACCAACUCGCUGCCUGAUAAAGCCGACGUCGUCAUCAUCGGAAGUGGAAUUACCGGAGCUGCCGUAGCUUUCAACCUCUUGAGCAGCGGCGCCCGCGAUGUUGUCAUGCUGGAAGCUCGGCAAGCGUGCUCAGGCGCUACCGGACGAAACGGCGGGCAUACCAAGGCGGCGUCCUACCGCUCAUUCUUAGCCCAUCAGAAAGAAUAUGGAACAGCUAUGGCGGCGAAGAUUGCUCGCAUGGAAUUGGCGAACGUGCGCGCCGUCCAUGCCUUCGCAAGGGAACACGGGAUCGAAUGCGACAGCACUCAACUCGACACCGUAGACGUCGUCUACGAAGCGGCGCAGUGGGAGCUCGACCAGAUAGCUGUAAAGGCCAUGCAGGACGCGAUGCCGGGCGACGACGCGUCGAAUUACAAACUCCACAGCCCCGAAGACAUGCGGAACAAAUUCUUCUGCGGCCGAGGGGGUGAUGAGGGGGUGAGUGGUGGCGUGUCAUACGAGGCGGGUAGCUUGAGCGCGUAUAAAUUCGGCAUCGGCGUGUUGAAGCUGUGCUUGGCGAAAGGCCUCAACUUGCAGACGAAUACGCCCGCGCUGAACCUGGAGAAGCUCGAGGGCGGCGGCGGCUGGAAGGUCGAAACGCCUCGGGGCGCGAUCCGCGCGGGGAAGGUCGUCCUCGCUACGAAUGCUUACACCGCGAGAGUCUGGAAUAGGUUCCAAGGCGUCAUUGUUCCGCUUCGCGGAAACGUGACUGCGCAGAGGCCCGGAUUGAAUAUGCCGAAGGACGGGUUGCCGGCGACGUACAGUUUCGUCUACGAAGGUGGUUAUGAUUACAUGAUCCAGCGACCUAAGGGCUCUAAGUUCGAAGGUGACAUCGUGAUUGGCGGGGCCCUGGCUAAGGCCCCCGAGGAGGGGCUCGGGGAAUAUGGGACCACGGAUGAUAGUGCGGUUAAUGACGUUAUCAUGAAGUGCCUUAAUGAAACCUUACCAAAGUAUUUCGGCGAUAAUUGGGGCGCCGACGACCCGGAGGGACGUAUUCGCAAGGCGUGGUCAGGUAUUAUGGGGUUUAGUCCUGAUGGCUUCCCCUUCGUUGGUGAGGUACCUGGGGAGAAGGACCUCUGGAUCUCGAGUAGUUUUCAGGGGCAUGGUAUGGUCCUAUGUUGGAUGUGUGCUCGCGCGCUUGUAGCGAUGAUGGAGGGUGGUGACGAGAAAGAGCUUGAUGUCUGGUUUCCCGAAAUAUUCAAGAUCAAUGAGGAGAGGUUGAAGUUAACUUUUAAGGGACGGCUAUCCUGAUCAGGGAAUCAGCUGAAUUGGUAAGGCUCGUUCAAGAGGUUGCAAUCGCCUUUCUUGUAUAUAAGCUGCCCUACGACUAUAAGUUUGAGUAAAGAGGUUUGGCGUGAAGUUCAUCUAAUUAUCUAUGUUAUGGGCCCUGGGAGGGCAAGGAGAAAGCGUCAUUUUUGAGGCCGGUUAGGUAUGUUGCCUAACGUCGGUGCAUGGUAGAAUGACGUUGCAUAAUGAUUUAGGUCGCCAACAAGGUGAGGUGACUCAGGACUCGUUGCUCCUUUCUCGAGACAAGGGCGGUCUAAGGCAUUAAAACACAACGUAAUUAGGAUCUAGAUCUGAUAGUUGAUAGAAAAAGGAGCGUCGUAUGAUCUCAGCCAGUAAUCUCGAGAAUGAAGUGCAUCUUGUUUCACUCGUUACGACGCUACCGCAGUCUUAUCACCUCGUUCAUGCGCUGUAUAUCUACCCGGCACCGAAAACGAGAUGCAUAUAUUUCGGGAGCGAAGGACCUUCAGCUUCGGCUGGUCGGACGAUCGGCCAACGCAGCAUUAGUC